This is a messenger RNA of Hordeum vulgare subsp. vulgare (domesticated barley), 860 nucleotides long. Its product is annotated as histone H1-like. Gene Ontology annotation, biological process: negative regulation of DNA recombination; chromosome condensation; nucleosome assembly. The coding region runs from base 101 to 664 and encodes 187 amino acids. The record is from RefSeq and is a predicted model, not a curated record. Gene Ontology annotation, molecular function: structural constituent of chromatin; nucleosomal DNA binding; double-stranded DNA binding. Gene Ontology annotation, cellular component: nucleosome; nucleus. The transcript is spliced from 2 exons. NCBI's taxonomy places the organism in Eukaryota, Viridiplantae, Streptophyta, Magnoliopsida, Poales, Poaceae.
CCUCUCGAGCUCCUUCUCCGAAUCUCAAGCGACCACACCGCGCAAGUAGCCAGCUUCAGUUUCAGUUUCAGAGCUCCGCUUCAGCCAGCCAGCCGCCGCCAUGCCUGCCCUCGCCAAGCCCGCGUCCCGCCCCGCCAAGCCGGCCGCCGCGGCGCCGAAGCCGAAGGCCGCCGUCGCCAAGCCCAAGGCGGCAGCCGCUGCGGCGUCCCACCCGACCUACUUCGAGAUGAUCAAGGAGGCGAUCGCGGCGCUCAAGGACAGGACCGGGUCGAGCUCGGUCGCCAUCGCCAAGUACGUCGAGGAGAAGCACGGCAAGUCGCUCCCGGCCAACUUCAAGAAGAUGCUCUCCGUCCAGCUCCGCGCGGCCGCCGCCAAGGGCAAGCUCGUCAAGGUCAAGGCCUCCUACAAGCUCUCCGACGCCGCCAAGAAGGACUCCCCCAAGGCCAAGCCCGCGGCCAAACCUGCCAAGGACGCGGCCAAGCCCAAGAAGAAGGCCGCCGAGAAGCCCAAGAAGGCCGUCGCCGCCGCUGGAGCGAAGCGCAAGGCUCCCGAGAAGAAGAAGCUGGUCGGCAAGGCCAAGAAGUCGCCUGCGGUCAAGGCCAAGGCGAAGCCGAAGACCGUCCGCUCCCCGGCCGCCAAGAAGGCCCGCAAGGUCGCCGCCUGAUCUGAUAGCUGGUCGUAGGACUGCUUGGUGUUCAAGGAUCUGUACAAAUGGAUGCCUCAUCCUCCCUUGUUUAUGUUUUGGUUCUGCUAGGCAAGUUUAUGUAUCGUGGGUGGUGUUUGGUGUAACGAAAUGGGUUGUUUUAGAGAUGUUUUCAGCUCUAACUUUGUGAAAUGAAUCUGCAGUUUUCUUCACCAUA